CCAUUUGCAUAACCUAUACUACCUCAAUCGAUUCAAUGAUCACAUGAGAAUUUCUUAUUUUAAAGUAAAAUACAACUUAAUAAAAUGAAAAGCUUUAUUUAAUGAACUAGGAUAACUGGAAAUUUAAUAUUUUGUUGACAAGUGAGAUAUAUAUUAAUUUAACAGAUUAUAUAUCGCUAUGUGAUUAUGUAUGAGUAAUGGAGAUGAUACCACUGGAUUCUUUCACGUUGGAUUCAGAGUCAGACAAUGUAAUCAAAACUGCGUAGCUAAAUCGAAAACAACGGCCUACAUACUAGCAUAUUGUGACUAAACCAAUUUAUUGUUGUAUUGUUUUAUUAUGUAGUUGCACUUUCUUUAUUUCACUUUACGUAUACCAAGUGCAGUGCAGAUAAUGCGGCUAAAUAUAAGGCGGUAUGUCACUCGCACAGCUAACAGUGACGCUACAGCUGAACCGAACCGCACAAUGAUUCGCGGAAUCACGUAGGAUUUGUAUUAAAACAUUGUUAAUUCAGUGCUUUGUUGUGUGUACGUGACAACUGUGUUGCAAUUUCACAGAAUAAGAAAACGGAAUCUAGAUUUCAACUUGAAGGAACUGAAACAAUUCAAGAACAAAUUAUUCUACAAUUUUCUUCAAAGUGUGAUAAAACAUGCAGGCUUCAAAUCGCGCGAUUGGGUGCAUUGGGAAAUGUACAAUUGGCUUGAGAGCUGAGGAAUUGGAUCAGAUUACAGAUAAUAUAAGUACAACCCUAUCUCAUCCAAAGGGCAGGAAAAUUUUUCAAAGAUACCUAGAAAGACAAAAUCUUCAAAGCUGCUUAGAGUGUUUGGAGUUGUAUACAAUCUGCUCACAGUUUCUUGCUGAAGAGCGACAUCAGUCGAGAUCGGGAAAGUCUGAUAUAGUGUCUCUAACUAAUAACGUGAUAAUAGUGCAGGAACUUGCUGAAGAUAUAUCUGGUGUUCCACAAAUAGAUAAGGCACUCAUGGAGCGGUUCAAUAAAGCUUUGGAGGAAGGAACGAGACAGGCAUUGCUUGCUGUGCUGGAAGAUACCCGAGAUCAGUUGCAAAAUUUUUUGAGGCGCGUGCAUGAAGCUUUCAAAAACUAUGCUUCACAACCAUGUCCGCUGACAAAGUAACAUUAUAUAAAAUAAUGUUACACGUGACGUAAAUAACGAUCAGUCUGAUCGGUCAUUUUAUUUUUAUACAUUUACUUUAUAUAUCUUCUUGAUAUUUGUAAUACUACAAUCUGUGAUGUGUGUGUAUAUUUUUAUUUUCAUGUAUAAUUUAUGUUCGUUCACAUGCGAUUUGCAUGAUAUUUAUUAUGCAUAAGUGUACUUAAUAUCCAAAGAUACAAUAAGAAUGUGUAAGAGUCAUCACAAAAUAAAAUAGAAAUUACAAUGGCUCAACAGGGUUGUACAGGAUGUAACAAGGGUGCACCAAUCCAAGAUAUUUAAAUCUUUGAGUUAUUUAAGACUGUAUUUCACUGUAGUAAAAUACACAGAAAUUAAUAAAAGACUGUCGUCAGA
This is a messenger RNA of Ooceraea biroi (clonal raider ant), 1520 nucleotides long. RefSeq lists its product as uncharacterized. Lineage: Eukaryota; Metazoa; Arthropoda; Insecta; Hymenoptera; Formicidae. The record is from RefSeq and is a predicted model, not a curated record.